This is a messenger RNA of Drosophila suzukii, 2676 nucleotides long. RefSeq names its product Fermitin 2 (gene Fit2). NCBI's taxonomy places the organism in Eukaryota, Metazoa, Arthropoda, Insecta, Diptera, Drosophilidae. Gene Ontology annotation, cellular component: cell-substrate junction. Gene Ontology annotation, biological process: cell-matrix adhesion; integrin-mediated signaling pathway. Gene Ontology annotation, molecular function: integrin binding. The record is from RefSeq and is a predicted model, not a curated record.
GUUUCUCCACCUCUUAUUCGUUUCGGCGCUUUCUUUUUCAACGGACUGAAUUUUCUUUAACUGCUCCAUUUACGCAAGCGAAAAGAAUCGAUGCAAUUGCCAAGAUCCGGAAACAUUGCGCCCUAGGCAACGCAAUCGCAAGUGGGCGCCCCACCAAGGACGACCUAGAAACGCCCCACAAGCCCCACGGAAAGUAGGACAGGUGACAUCACCAUAGAUCACCAUGAUCCACGUCGGCGAGAACUCGUGGAAUCUGCGGAUCUUCAUCACGGACCUAGCGCUGGAGAAGACGAUGCGCGUGCGCGGUGACCAGCACAUUGGGGGCAUCAUGCUGCAACUGGUGGAUCCGGAGAAUCCCAAGGACUGGUCGGAUCAUGCGCUUUGGUGGCCCGCCAGGAAUGUGUGGCUCAGCAGGACGAGACUAACCCUGGAUCAGUGCGGUGUCCAGGCGGACAGUCUGCUGCACUUUACGCCCAUGCACAAGAUACUGCGGGUGCAGCUGCCGGACUUAAGGUAUCUCGACUGUCGCGUGGACUACUCCGUGAAGACCUUUUCGGCGGUGGUUAAUCUGUGCAAGCAGCUGGACAUCCGCUAUCCGGAGGAGCUCUCCCUGUGCAAACCACUUGAGGCGGAGCACCUGAAGCGCAACUUCGCCCAGGUGCCGCACCAGAAGAGAGUGCCCAUCGCUGAGCCGGAUGGCACCACUUACCUACAGCCGGCUGCAGACACCAACUCCUUUGUGCCAAUCAGCACUUCGUUUCAUGGAGAUGGUGGAAGCACUGGCAGUUUGGACAAGCCCUCGGCACCGGGAUCCUUCUUCUGCGCUCCUCUGUCGCCGCACAAUCACCGAGCUCGCUCGCCCUUGGCCACGGCCUCACCUUCCCCCGGCACCUGGAAGCAAAGCCAACUGGGUUAUGCCACCUACGAUUCAAGCUCCUCAAGUCUUGGUGACUUUCAGGAGAAUCUGGCCAGCUCACCGCCCACUCCUUGCUCCGAUGUGCGGGCCCUUCAGCUGCGCCCCAAGUCACUGGUGGAGAAGGCCCGACUGAAUGUGGGCUGGCUGGACUCGUCGCUGUCCAUCAUGGAACAGGGCAUUCGGGAGUACGACACGUUGUGCCUACGCUUCAAGUACUUCACCUUCUUCGACCUGAAUCCCAGGUGCGACCAGGUGCGCAUCAAUCAGCUGUACGAGCAGGCCAAGUGGAGUGUGUUAAACGAAGAGCUGGACUGCACCGAGGAAGAGAGCCUUAUGUUCGCUGCCCUGCAGUUCCAGGUCAACCAUCACGUGGAUCCCACGCCCCAAGGUGGAGCGGUGGACUCUGGCAUCGAGACAUCCAGUCAGGAGAAUGACAACGACGACGAGAUCGAUUCGGCUCUCAAGGAGCUUCAGAUCACGCUGGAGGGACCGGAUUUUGGCGGAGAUUCGCGGAACAUCACACGCAUACCCGAGCUCUCCGACUAUCUGCGGUACCUGAAGCCGCAGAGAUUUACGCUGCGCGGCUACAAGCGAUACUACUUCACCUACCGUGAUUUGCACUUGCACUUGUUCAAGAACGCAGAGGAAUCGCGACGCGUUGCCCCCGUUAUUAGCAUAAACCUAAAGGGCUGCGAGGUCACCCCGGAUGUUAACCUUGCGCAGGGCAAGUACGCCAUUCGACUGGAGGUCCCUUCGAACGGAGGACACGGCACCAACAGCGAGGUGUGGGUGCGCUGCGAGAACGAGCAGCAGUACGCUAAGUGGAUGGCCGCCUGCCGACUAGCGGCCAAGGGAAGAUCCCUGGCGGACAGCUCGUACGAGAGUGAAGUGGAUGGCAUACUUUCGCUACUGCAGAUGCAGCGACCGGUGCACGGAGUACAUGUCAACAUUGAUCCGCGCUCCGUGGAAGCUGUUGACUACCUUUCGCCCAAGAUACAUCGCAAACUAUCGAACAAGGCAGUGCAGCGGAUCCUCGAAGCUCAUGCCAACGUUAGGGACUUGAAUCCUCUGGACUCGAAGAUGAAGUACAUCCAGGCAUGGCGAUCACUGCCAGACUUCGGAGUCAGCUUGUUUAUCAUCAAGUUCGACGGGCAUCGGAAGGAGGAGCUGCUGGGCGUGGCCCACAACCGCAUCAUGCGCAUGGAUCUGAGUUCAGGAGAUCACAUCAAGACCUGGCGUUAUAACACCAUGAAAGCCUGGAAUGUCAACUGGAACAUCAAGUGCAUGAUGAUCCAGUUUGAGGACGAGAACGUGGUGUUCUCCUGCCACUCUGCCGACUGCAAGGUGGUCCACGAGUUCAUCGGUGGCUACAUUUUCAUGUCGAUGCGGUCGAAGGACAACAAUCAGACCCUCAACGAGGAGCUCUUCCACAAGCUCACAGGCGGUUGGUCCUAGGAUUGUAACUCGUAUUUAAUGGCAGCCAGUUUCAGUUGUUCGAAUUUUGUAAAGAUAAGCAAAUGUUUUUAUUGUUAACCAACUGAUAGACUCACAACUUCAAUGCAAUACUUGUAUUUACGUUUAUUUUACCUUUUAAUUCGUUGUUAACUAAUCUUGUUGAUGAUUUUUAACCACGAAAAUCGCUUGCCAAUGGCCCUUUUGCCUACCAACUCUAAAACAGACUUAACCGUGGCCUUAGCAAUGUUUUUGUAUGACUAACUUUUAAGUGUACAAUAAAUAAAUAAAGACUUACCAUAUUACAA